Molecule: messenger RNA, 5256 nt
Organism: Xiphias gladius (swordfish)
Lineage: Eukaryota; Metazoa; Chordata; Actinopteri; Istiophoriformes; Xiphiidae
Product: collagen alpha-1(XIX) chain-like
Exons: 54
Coding region: 175-3555 (1126 amino acids)
Source: RefSeq, a predicted model, not a curated record
CCGAGUGCGCUGCCGUCGCGCCGGGCCUGCCUUGACAGCUGAAAGCUGACACCCUAUCGCGUCGGAUCAUCCGUAGCCCGCUCCGCUCAUGAUACACGGUUCAGUUCUUUGCCGCAGGCCACCAGGUGAUGAAUAGACAGGUUCUCAAGUGGACUGCUCUCUAGUGUCAGAACCAUGAUUGGCUUGCUAAGAUGGACGGCUUUCCUGUGGACUUUAAAUUCCUUUCCUUGCACUUCUGGAAUGGCAGUGGGUGAACAAACAGAUGGCUCAUGUCCCCCUCUGAGUGUAGAGGAACACCGGUUUUCUGAUAUUUUAGAUCGUCCCCUGGAAAUCACAGGAUUUGAUCUCACAGAAAAGUUUCUUCUCCGAAAGGGAACAGUCACAGAAGACCUUCCAUCGUUUCGUUUAGGAAGCACUCCACUUAUUAAACCAACACAAUUAAUAUUUCCAAAUGGGCUUUCAAGUGAAUACUCCCUUGUUACCAUCUUCCGGGUAAGAAGAACAACAAAAAAACACCGCUGGUAUCUUUGGCAGAUAUCCGACCAGUCGGGAGACAGUCAGGUGGGCCCCGCUGUAUCUGUUGUGGUUGAUGGUGGAAAGAAGGUGGUGGAGUUUUCCUCCCAGGGCCUGCCAAAAAACACCCUCCGUUACACAUUUAAGAGCCGUGACCUACAUGCCCUUUUUGAUCGCCAGUGGCACAAGCUGAGCAUUUCUGUACAGAGUAACAUAGUCUCCGUUUACAUGGACUGCAAGCUAAUAGAAAGGAUACUGACCGAUGAAAAGGACAGCAUUGACCCCAGUGGGCGCACUCUCAUCACUGCACGAGUGGAGGAUGGACGGCCUGUAGACAUUGAACUGAGACAGAUUCUAAUCUACUGUGACCCUUAUAUGGCUGAGAUGGAAAAUUGCUGUGAGCUACUGGAACCAAAGUGUGAGGCCGAGGAGACAUUUAAUGGGACUUCCCCUCCCCGGGUUACAAAGCAGCCUCCCCAGAUGCUGUCUCAGCCGGUCUUACAGUCAAUUGACAGAUGUCACUGUCCUGCUGAAAAGGGAGAUGCUGGUCUUCCAGGAGUAGUUGGACAACCAGGACAAAAAGGGGAUAAAGGAGACAAGGGUGACACAGGCGAAGCUGGGCCUCCAGGAAAUCCAGGACAUAAGGGAGAACUUGGAUCAGAAGGGCAAAAGGGAAUCGAUGGGGAGAAGGGUCUGAAAGGUGACCCAGGGCCAGUUGGCCCAGUUGGUCCCAAGGGAAACACAGGUGAUGUGGGUAAGCCUGGAGCUCCGGGGCUGCCUGUUGACAAAGAAUGUCUCAAAGGAGAUCAGGGAUCUCAAGGUGACAAAGGAGAAAAGGGUUUGAUUGGGGUGCCAGGUCAUCCUGGGGAACCAGGCAAAGAGGGCAAAAGGGGACGGAGAGGAAAGACUGGGGAGCCUGGACCCAGAGGCCUGCCUGGUCCCACAGGAACCUCUGAAGGAGUAAGUGUCAAGGGGGAGAAGGGUGAGUCUGGAGUUCCAGGGAAAAAAGGAGAGAGAGGAGAAGCUGGUCAGCCAGGUGCCGAGGGGGCCAGCGGGAUGAAAGGACAAAAAGGGGAUAUUGGCCCUCCUGGUCCUCCUGGUCCUGUGAUGACCGCUCAUGGAUUAAGACAGCUCUCUGGAACUGAUGAAAUGGAGGAGAUGACCCAAAAGGGAGAAAAGGGAGAUCAGGGGGAGAGAGGAGCUCAAGGACCGCAAGGCUUCAAGGGAAACAUAGGACCGCCAGGACUAAAGGGAGAUCAAGGACCAGAGGGGAAACAAGGCCUGCCUGGGCCCACUGGACUCCCAGGUCUGCCAGGCGAGCCAGGCUCGUCAGGGGAGUCAGGGGUGCCUGGGAGAAAUGGCCUGAAAGGAGAAAAGGGGGACUCUGGUGGAGUGAUGGGGCCACAGGGACCACCAGGUCCUAAGGGUGAGCCUGGAGAACUGGGAGGUAGAUGUAUGGACAAGGGGUUGCCUCUAACAACAGGGUCUCGCGGACCCAAGGGUGAGAGAGGUGUCCCAGGAUUGCCAGGAGACCAUGGUGAAAAAGGCGAACCUGGAGAGAGUGUCAUAGGCCCCCCUGGCCCCAUGGGACCCCCAGGAAAGCCGGGAAUUGAGGGCCCUCGUGGACCCCCAGGUUUAUCUGGCCCUCCUGGAGCUCCAGGAAGAGAGGGCUCCCCUGGUAGACCAGGCCCCCCGGGCCCUGCUGGACCCCAAGGUGAACCAACUGCCCUGCCAAUCGUUGGAGACAUAGGUGCUGCAUUUAAGAAUGCCUGCAGUGUGUGCCAGACAAGAGUCCCAGGGCUGCCUGGGCAGAAAGGAGAGAAGGGGUCCCCCGGAGCGCAAGGAGUAGAAGGCAUGGUGGGAGAAAAGGGAGAUACAGGUGUAAGAGGUCCUAUGGGUAACCCUGGGAGAGAGGGCCCAAAGGGAGUAAAAGGAGAGCGAGGGUUCCCCGGCCCAACGGGAGAUAAAGGUGAUGAGGGGCCUCCAGGAGCACCAGGACUUCCUGGUGUGACGGGUCGUACAGGAGCCCCGGGGCUUAUGGGCAGACCCAGUCCAAUGGGCCAACCAGGAGCAAAAGGAGAAAAAGGAAAUGAAGGAACCCCGGGCAGACCAGGGCUUCCAGGGCCUCCAGGUGUACCCUAUGUGGAGGGCAAAGGGAUGAGCAGUCUGUACAAGCUGCAGAGCGGUGGAGCUAUUAUAGGACCCCCUGGAGCUCCUGGUGCUCCGGGUCCCAAAGGAGAUGAAGGACCUGCAGGGGAACCAGGGGCCAUGGGAUUGCCCGGGUUGGAAGGGCUACCUGGUGCCAAGGGUGAUAUUGGUUUGCCUGGUCCACCUGGGACACCAGGUCCCCCAGGGAAGCCCGGCACUCGUGGAGAGCCAGGGAUCCCAGGAGAGCCGGGUGAGAGGGGGCCGCUCGGAGAGACAGGAUUCCCAGGGCCCGAGGGACCCCAAGGUGUUACUGGGAGACCUGGAAAAGAUGGAACUCCUGGAUACAAGGGCGCUACAGGUAGACCAGGGGACAGAGGAUCCAAAGGAGAACGUGGUGAUUCGGGGAUUCCCGGAGAAAGAGGGGUUCAAGGCGAGAGAGGUCGCACAGGCUUGAUUGGACCGAUGGGACGACCAGGCCAAAAAGGUGAUCCUGGCCCUCCAGGACAGUUGGAGAGUGUAAACAUCCUGAGUGAUCUCAGCUUUAUGGAGGAAAUCAAAAUGUUCAUCCGAAAGGAAGUAUCGAGGGUCCUUCAAGAGAAGCUAUCGAGCCCUGCCGUGCUGCAGAAGACACCUGCAGGCAUCUUAGCUUCACAUGUCCAAGGGCCUCCAGGGCUUCCUGGCAAGGAUGGUGUCCCAGGCCCACCAGGAGAGCCUGGACCUCCUGGUCCUCAAGGAUACAGGGGUCAGAAAGGAGAACGAGGCCAGCUCGGUCUGGGGUUACCAGGAGAUCCAGGACUCAUGGGGCCACCGGCCACACAAAGGAAAUCAGACUACUACACUACAACCUCAGACUUCUUAUUUUUGGUAAACCAUUAUACUCAUAAACAUACUUGAACUUUUUGUUGUUUGUUUUAACAAUAUCAUCGUCUACAUCCUGGUUUUUCAAUCCCUGACCAGCACUGUGUGUCACUAUGUACUGUUGGGUUGUGGGGUGUCUUAAGACUGGAGUUUUGAUUUAUUUAUUUGCUAUAACAGGUUUCAGAUUCAUUUCAAUGUUCUCAUCUAAUUUCAGAAACUUUUGAGCCAGCUUUACCUAAACAGGCUUUAUGAUAUAUCGUAUCCAGAAACUCACAUGUGGAAGGGUGAAUACUCUUAAAAUUUGCAGAACUUCUUCAUGACAGAAAGAACAAACGUUCCCAGCAUUCAAACUAUGUAUUUAAAUGAAUGCCCUAUUUGAAGAUUUUUAAGAAAAUGCACAAUUUGUUCAUUUAAAAAAUAACCUAAACUUUAUAAUCACACGAAACAAAAAAGUUUUAUAUAGCAAAAGUGUAAUUUGCCUGUAAGGUAUAUUAAAUUUCCUCAUGCUUUCAUUUUGAGCGCUGUUUAAUGUAAGUUUGACUCAAAGUCUUUGAAUUUAUUUUUAAGUGCCCUGCUGUGAUUAAUGUUUGAAAAGUUCUGUGGGUGUAUCUGAAAUUUUGUGACGUUAAGAACUCAGUUCUCUCUGAAUUUCAUCCUUUAAGAUCUAUUUGAUACUUCUUUCUUUUGACUUCAUGUCUCACAUCAUAGAAAUUCAUCAUGCUUCUCUUACACAUGUAAAUUACAAUUCAGAUCAUAUUCUGAAGCUGCAGAGCUUCUUUUUUUUUUUUUUAAUAUUUUUCUCAGCAUGCCGGCUUGGUUUUAUGUCUGUUAAAUUUUAUUAGCGUGAGCAGGUCUGAUUUUAGAUGGGUAUUGAAUGUAAUGUGUGCCACUGACUUCAUUUGUGAGUUGAAAGAGCCCCCUGCUGGAUAUGUUUUUAUUUUGUCAUUACUUGUAAUGUGAAUGGAAAACAAUCUUUCUUUGUGUUAUAAGCUUCAUAAAAUCCCUUCAUUCUAUUGGCCUCUGUCCUUUCAUCACACUAAUUUUCAUAUUGGACUUAAUGGGUUCCCCUUGCAGACAAUAACGCCGACCUCGACCAAAUUCAAAUGAGGCAGCAUCAGUGAACUAAUGUGAUCUGAACUUUUUGGUGCACUGAUGAGAAACCAACUCUCUGCGUAUAUUGAAUUUAGCUGAAAUUGAUAUUAAUGUGCACUAGUUUGUAACUUCAAUGGCUAAACAAUAUGAUAACUGGAGAGAACAAAAAGAAAAAAAGCUUGCUGAUGUCAGAGCCCACUUCACCAGCAAUUUGAUGCCAGCCAUUUCACAUCGCUCCCAGUUAAAACCCAUUUAUUCUAAGUGGAAAAUGAAUGAAAGCAAACCCUAGGGAUGGAGGUGUUGUAGGUUGAAGCCUCUUUCAAAUGGAAUGCUGUUUGACAUCUAAAGAUAGGCUUGUCAAAUAAUGCAAAAUUCACUUCAUCAGUUUUAUAGGUACACAUCCUUCAUUACUGCUUAUUGUGUUUACAGUAAUGUAGCCCGCUCCUGUUGCCUCAUAUAAUCUAAUCUUGUAAAUAAGCUUGUAAUGAGGGAGAAUAUGGAUCAUCCUCUCAGCAUGGUACCUUGGAUUAAAAAUGUCUGCCUGCUGCUCUCACUGUUACUCAUCUCUGCUCCUUUCUAAGCUCAUAUUUUGCUGAGCGACUUUAAUGUGUGUUUUUGAAAGUCUGUUUCAUUGAAUAUCUACCU